AUGGCGCCUCCUAUUCUCCCGUUCCGGGAUAUUAAUCUCCACGCCUCGCCUUCCCACUACGCCUUUACGUCCCCUUCCUCGCCUCAAUCCCCAACGCUCGUGGUCGAGCGCCCCACCGGCGACUUGCGCCUGAACAAUGGCCCUUUGUCGGGUGCAAAGCGCAUUUCCAGCAUCGCAGGUAUUUUGGGAAUGAUCAAGCUCAAGCUGGACAAGUAUAUCAUAAUUAUCACCAAGGCCCAACCGAUGGGACGCUUGCGCGGCCAUAUGGUCUACAAAGUUGCCGGAACCGAGUUUCUGCCCCUGCGCGAACGACCUCUCCACGACACCGACGAGGAUACAUACCUGGCACUGUUGAAAGACCAACUUCGCACCGGUCCCAUGUACUUCUCCUACUCCCUUGAUUUGACCAACAGUUUCCAGCGACAAUCCCAAGGCGCGCCCAAUCUGCCCAUGUGGAAGACCGCUGACGACCGUUUCUUCUGGAACCGCUUCAUUCAAUCUGAUCUGAUCGACUUUAGUCAAGGCGCUAAUGACACGAGUGGAAUCCGCUACGGCCCGCAGCCAGGAGCCGAUCCGUACAUCCUGCCAGUGAUGUUUGGCAUGCUGCGCAUUACGGCCGCGCGAGUCAAGUCAACCCCCUUCACGUUCGCCCUGAUCACCCGGCGAUCCAGACACCGCGGAGGCACGCGAUACUUCUCCCGUGGGAUUGAUGAGCAAGGACAUGUUUCAAAUUACAACGAGACGGAGCAGAUUGUCAUUCUGAAUGAUUCUACUGGUGGACUGUCCGGCUUUGCGGGUGGGCAAUCGAUGACCAAUGGCAAGGCGGGUCAGGACCUACAGCUUUACUCCUUCGUGCAAACUCGAGGGAGUGUCCCGGUGUUCUGGGCCGAGGUCAACAACCUUCAAUACACGCCGAAGCUACAGGUUCGUGGUGUUGAAACUGCCGUGGAAGCUGCCCGCAAGCAUUUCUCCGAGCAGAUUCGCCUGUAUGGCGAGAAUUAUUUGGUCAACCUGGUCAACCAGAAAGGCCGGGAGGAACGCGUCAAAAGCGCAUACGAGCAGCUGGUUCGCACACUGGUCACUUCCUCCCACGAAACCACCGAGGCUGAUGAGAAAUCCCCCGAGAAGACGCAUGUCUUGGAACCAGGUCUGAAGCAGAACGAGAUGGACCAUCUCCACUACGUGUACUUUGACUUCCACAACGAAACCAAGGGGCUCCAGUGGCAUCGUGCUGAACUGCUCAUGAAUCGUUUGAAUGAUGGACUGUCUCAGGGCGGCUACUUCCGGGGAGUGGAGCAUCCAGGAGCACCCGGUGGUCAGCUGGACAUUCGGUCAACGCAAUCGAGCGUUGUCCGCACCAACUGCAUGGAUUGCCUGGAUCGCACCAAUGUUGUGCAAAGCAUGCUCGGCCGCUGGGCGGUGACGCGGCAGCUCAUGGAUGCCGGUGUACUUCGCCCGGGAGAAACGGCCAACGACGACCGGGAGUUCGAGAGUCUGUUCCGCAAUAUCUGGGCGGAUAAUGCGGACGUGGUCUCCAAGUCCUACUCUGGUACCGGUGCCCUGAAGACUGAUUUCACUCGCACUGGCAAGCGCACGCGGGUCGGAAUGCUGCAGGACCUAAACAAUUCCAUCACUCGUUAUGUGCGCAACAACUUCAUGGAUGGUCCCCGCCAAGACGGAUUCGACGUGUUCCUGGGCACCUAUCUUCCCCCGGACUCGACGUUUGGCAACUUCCAACUAUUUGUGGACAACCGACCGCUCAUCAUCCAAGCAUUGCCGUAUGCGUUCGCUGCGAGUGUGUUCAUGGUUCUGGUUGCCACCUUUACCCGGCAGCUGCCCGAUGCUGCAGUUUGGCCGCUCCGUCUGUUUGUGGUCUUUUGGCUGUUUGUUGGCGCCUACACUUUCCGCUUCAUCCACGCACAUGGAAUGCUCUAUGUGAACUGGCCCAAGCUCAACACGCCCGUCGCUGGCGCCGAAGGCUACCAGGAUGCUCUUCUCAAAGCCCGGACUGACCCUCUCGUCGGCAAGUGGCUUCCUUCUCGCCGACACCAGCGGGGAAUCAGCAACGCUCGCUUGGUCUUCCUCGAAGAAGGAAAGACUAGGGUCGAAUAA
This is a messenger RNA of Penicillium lagena, 2112 nucleotides long. Its product is annotated as putative phosphoinositide phosphatase (Sac1). Gene Ontology annotation, cellular component: endoplasmic reticulum. The record is from RefSeq and is a predicted model, not a curated record. Gene Ontology annotation, biological process: phosphatidylinositol dephosphorylation. The coding region runs from base 1 to 2112 and encodes 703 amino acids. The transcript has 2 exons. Gene Ontology annotation, molecular function: phosphatidylinositol-4-phosphate phosphatase activity. NCBI's taxonomy places the organism in Eukaryota, Fungi, Ascomycota, Eurotiomycetes, Eurotiales, Aspergillaceae.